AUGCCACACAGGGCAGUCUACCUCGACGAUAAAGGCACAAGUAAAGUUCGUGUAGUGUUUGACGCAUCCGUGCAUGCGCCGGGUUUCGAAUCGCUUAAUGAACAAUUGCACUGCGGAGACAAUUUAAUUCCUGAUUUAUUACAAAUGUUAUUGAAUUUCCGUAUAGGUGCAAUAGGUGUAACUGCUGACAUCGAAAAGGCGUUUCUACAAAUAUCGAUAAACGACAACGAUCGCGACGUGCUGCGAUUCCUGUGGUAUAAAGAUCCAGUACCUGAAAACUUGACGUCAGCGAUGGAACAAUCAAACAUAACGACAUACCGCAUGAAGAGAGUAACGUUCGGGAUCAUUAGCAGUCCAUUCCUUUUGGCAGCAACAUUGCGUAAACAUUUCGAAGACCAGCCAGAAAAGUUACAAAACACAGCGUCAAUUUUGUCCAAGUCAUUUUACGUCGAUGAUUUAGUGACGGCAGCAAGUACCCUGGAUGAAGCUCAGAACUUAUAUAGCGAGUCAAUGCAGAUUCUGCAAGCUGCAAACAUGAAUUUAAGAAAGUGGCGCUCUAAUGAUGCAACAAUGAUGGCAGUGUUUCAAACAAAUGAAAAGGUAACCAGACAAGGUGAGCGAAAGGUGUUGGGCAUAUUGUGGCAUACAUUACAUGAUGAAUUAGGAGUAAGUGUACAGUCAGAGGAAGAAGACACAGUACCGACAAAGCGUAAAGUUCUGAAAACAGUAGCGAAAAUUUACGAUCCAUUAGGAUUACUUGGACCAUGCACAGUAAAAUCGAAAAUUCUACUGCAAACCUUGUGGAAGAAAAAACUGAAUUGGGAUGAUGUAUUAGACCCAGAACAAAGCGGAGAAUGGUCAAAAUGGUGCAAAGAACUAAAUGACUUGUCUGAGCUAAGAGUGCCCAGGUGUAUCAUUCAAAACAAAAGGGACAAGGUAGAUCUUCACAUUUUUGCAGACGCAAGUCCAUAUGCAUAUGGAGCAGUAGCUUACAUAAGAUGCCUAUCAAACAGCGAAUGCAACUAUGUGAUGUCAAAAAACAGAGUUGCUCCAAUAGACAAAUCAGGUCAAAGGGAACUUACAUUACCUAAGUUAGAACUGACAGCAGCUUUAUGUGCAGCGAGACUUCAAAAUUACAUUGCAAAAAAUAUGUUGAUCAAUAUCCAGAAGACGACUCUGUGGUCAGAUUCAAAGACAUCCUUAUAUUGGAUUAGAGGAAAAUCCAAGAAAUGGAAACCUUACGUACAAAAUCGUGUAAACGAAAUACACAAAUUGAGCGAUAGCGUAUGGAGAUAUUGCCCUGGAAAAGAAAAUCCUGCAGACCUAUUAACUAGAGGAAUUUCAGCCAAAACAUUAAUUGAUUCUAACUUAUGGUUGCGAGGCCCUAAAUGGCUGAAUGAUGAAGAGAAUUGGCCGAGCGAUGAAUAUUUUGAACCAGAUGUGGAUCAAGUUAGCAGUUUUUUAACUAUACAACGAAACGAAUCCACACCGGAAACACAGCCCAUAUUUCCAUUGGAAAAGUAUGGAAUAUAUGAGAAAAUUAUGCGAAUCACGGCUUAUGUUAUAAGAUUUAUUAAAUUAACAAAGAAGAUGUACAAAUCAAAGCGAUUAUCGACACAAGAUCUAAAUGAAGCAGACACUUAUUGGAUAAAAUAUAUACAAGAAAAGGAUUUUCCGAAUGAGUUGAAAGCUUUAAAAAGGGGAAUGCCGAUACAAUCAUCAUCUUCGAUUCUGAUGUUGAAACCAUUUCUAGAUGAGAAUGGUGUCAUGCGUUUAUUAGGAAGGUUAGAUGAAGCGCCUUUGAGCUAUGAUGAGAAACAUCCAAUCAUACUACCAAAACGAUCAAUGUUGACGGAAAAAAUUAUAAGGAAAUGUCAUGAGAGGGUAAAUCAUUAUGGAGUGAAUGCGACUUUAGCUGAACUAAGAAAGAGAUUUUGGGUUCCGCAAGGACGUCAGAAAGUUAAAGCAAUCCUUAACCAAUGUUUGAAAUGUAAACGAUUGAAAGGAAAACCUGGAAACGAAGAAUGUGCUCCACUACCAAAGACUCGCGUAACUAUGACAAAUCCAUUUAAUAUAACAGGCAUUGAUUUUGCUGGUCCACUAUACGCCAACGUCGCAGGUCAACGAACGAAAACAUAUAUAAUGUUAUUUACGUGUGCGGUUAUAAGAGCAGUCCAUCUGGAAUUGGUUCCAGAUUUGACAACUGAAUGUUGUAUAAGAGGGUUGAGAAGGUUCAUUGCCAGAAGGGGCGUUCCUGAUGUUGUAUACUCUGAUAAUGCCAAAACGUUUAAGAGAACAGACCUUGAAUUAAGAAAAUUAUCCGCUAUCUUGGAAUCAGAAAAGAUUCAGGAUUUAGUUAGAAAGCACCGAAUUCAUUGGAGGUUUAUAGCGGAAAGAGCUCCAUGGUGGGGUGGCUUUUGGGAGAGAAUGGUAAAAACCGUUAAAGACGCAUUAAAAAUAACUUUAGGUAGAGCAUACGUCGAACGAGACGAAUUAGAAACUAUUUUAAUAGAAAUCGAGGCGACAAUAAAUUCUCGUCCACUUACGUAUAUCAGUGAUGACUCAACAGAUUUGACUAUAUUAUCUCCUUCUCAUUUUUUGACUGGAAGGACUGAAGUAGGAUUUUGUAUGAAUUUAACCUCGAAGGAGAUAAGUAGAUCUGAAAUAUUGAAAAGGUGGAGAGAUAGAGAGAAAACGUUGAAAAGAUUUUGGGACAGGUGGCGUUCCGAUUAUUUACAACAAUUGCGGACAGCGCAUCUAAGAAAAUCGAUAAAUGCCAAAUCAUUGAAUAUUGGGGAUGUUGUUUUGGUGCAAGAAUUGGUGUGA
This is a messenger RNA of Onthophagus taurus, 2826 nucleotides long. NCBI's taxonomy places the organism in Eukaryota, Metazoa, Arthropoda, Insecta, Coleoptera, Scarabaeidae. The record is from RefSeq and is a predicted model, not a curated record.